CCCAGCUCACCUAUACACAGUCGCACCUCUGCUGCCGUGGCCCCCAUGUGGCCCCUCCCUUACCGGACUGGACAGAUACAUGGGUUAACUCUGUCACCGGGAGAAGCCGAGAUACAAGCACCGGGAGCGUCGGGAGAUCCCCUCCCAUCACUCUGCUGUUAUACCGAUCUGCGCUCUAAGCGUUCACCAAGCAUCCUCCGGUUUAAUUUGACAGAGAAGAUUAAUUUCAAAUCGUUUAUUUUUAUCAUUUUAUAAGAGGCGACAGUCAACAGCAGCAGCACCAGCUCCGCUUGUUAGACCCAGACCCGUGGGCGGCUGGGUGGCGUCCGACUCGGCGAGCUGAUAGGACGAGGAUUUGGCACUCUACCUACCAACUGCUUCAUCCCAAAUUCUCAUGAUAUGGCGAUGAGAAGUGAGAUGUAGAAAACGAAUGGGAGGCCAUUCAUGUGGGUCUGGGCUUCAGCUAAAAAGGACAAAAUCUCCCAGCACCACCACUGCCAUCCUCCUCAUCUAACCAGUUGAUUAAUUUUUCUAAUAACUAUCUAAAAAGUGUGGAGCACAUGACACGUUGGUGAAUCUCCGAGGCAGGUCCCACACAUAGACUGAAUGAGUCCAUCUUUGACUGUCGGACGGACUCCUCAAGAGCACAGGACGGAUGCAAACAGACUAAACACAUCUUGGCAAUUCAAAAGACCCUCAGCAUCUCCGCCAACGGUGCUCUAACCGAGCGCGGUGAAUCUCACACCGGGGGACGAGUCUUUUCACGGACAGGGAGAAGAUGCCAUUCCACCAUGUGCGGGCGGGCCUGCUCUAUCCAGACAACUACCUGAGCAGCUCCCUGACGGAGGGCAGUGAAGCCUUCCAGCUCAACAGCAUAUCCUCAGAGGAGCUGGGAGAGAUCCGUGAAGCGUUUCGUGUUUUGGAUCGUGAUGGGAAUGGUUUCAUCUCUAAACAGGAGCUGGGCAUGGCCAUGCGCUCCCUGGGUUACAUGCCCAGCGAAGUGGAGCUGGCCAUCAUCAUGCAGAGACUGGACAUGGAUGGGGACGGCCAGGUGGACUUUGAAGAAUUCAUGACGAUACUGGGGCCCAAACUGCUGUCUUCUGACAACAGAGAAGGAUUCCUGGGCAACACCAUCGACAACAUCUUCUGGCAGUUUGACAUGCAGCAGCUGUCUCUGGAUGAGCUGAAGCAGGUGCUGUUCCACGCCUUCAGGGACCACCUGACGAUGAAGGACAUAGAGAACAUCAUCAUCACCGAGGAGGAGAGCCUCAAUGAAACCGGGAACUGCCCUGAGUAUGAGGGAGUCCAUCCUAAGAAGAAGAAUCGGCAGACGUGUGUCAGGAAAAGCCUGAUCUGCGCCUUCGCUAUGGCUUUCAUCAUCAGUGUCAUGCUCAUCGCAGCCAAUCAGAUGCUGCGGAACGGCAUGGAGUAACCAAUUGCACUGUGAGCAUGGAGAGUGGACAGAACAGCCAUGACCUCACAUCGUGUCUUUGCAGCCAAAGCAGGACCAGCCACAACCCGAGCACGUCUCUAAACAAUCAGAUGAGUUUUUUUAGUUUAAUUUGAAUUUACCUUAUAGAAGUAGACAACGUGAGAGAGAUAUAAAUGUGUUCUGCAUUGAAGAUGUCACCAUGUAUAGUUACUGGACUUACUGGCCACAAGGAACCGGACCUGAAAAAGAAUUAUGUUUUUAUAAAACAAUAAAUAGAGGGUAUUAUUUUGACGAAGACCACCCUUUAAACUUGAUUUUCUAAUUACCGAAAAAUGUUUAUCAGGUGCUUUGAGCCAUUCCUAAUUCAAAAUACAAACAGUGGUUAUUAUGUACAACUGCUUAUUUACCCUAAAGAAGUAGCGUUGAAUGUGAGUGAAUGUGGGCACUGUAUGUUGGGCACAGUAUUAAAAUGUGUUGUAAAUCCCUAACAGUUCAUAGAGUCAUGUAUAAACAUCACACUUUAUGUGAAACGUCAAUUUAGUCCACUAAUCUUGUAGCUCAUGAAGUCUUUAUGUGGAAGGAGCACAACUCAAUACUCAGCGAGGGACCAGUCAAGAAUCAUCACUGUCUCGCUAUCUCCAUUAAGUCUUAGCAUUGAUUGAUUGAUUGAUUUAUUAAUUGCUCGAUCCCACACUUAACAUUUGUGUUGGUGUGUAAAUGACAGUACAUAAUGUAUCAGGAGAGACUUCAGAUAUUUAGUCCGAAGUAUACUGGAGCACACGGAUGAAGACAAAAAAACGGCAGGUCAGAGUCGACUCCUUUCGCAGGGAAACGUCAGUCUUUUUGCAUUAAAUCCGUGUCCUCCAGUAUACUUUGGACCAAAUAUCUGAAGUCUCUCCUAAUACAUUACUGCCCUACUCUGAGACACAGGCCUGUAAUUCCUUGUGAGGCGGUGGAAGCGCAGUGAACCUCUUCCUUCAUUAGACAGUACAUAAUUAGCUCAGGCUGUCUGAGAGGAAAUGUAUGAAGGUUUAUCACAAGUAACAAGUGUAGCUAUGGUUGUGGUUAUUAGUAGGACCAGAUAUAAAUUCCCAUGUUUUUAAGUUAUGUGUUGGAAGAAAAUAUUUCACCUCAGCAUCUCAUUGUAACACGGCCCAACUGUGGUAAAUAUAAACUGCACAAACAGCAUGCCAGUAUAUACACUGCCAUAUCAAACAUUUGUCUAACUCCCAUGGAUUUCUCUGUAUAUAUAGUUGAACUCAUCCCGUGUAAUCUUGUAUUAUUGUUCUCAACAGCAGAAUGUAUGAAGGGUAGAAACUAGUGAGAUAAAUCAGGGAUAUACAGUUGAGCUGUAACAUGCUGUAGGUACAGCUGUUUUCUUGGAAAAGGUUGCAGCCUAGUGGUUAAAGUGAGAACUGCAGCUGAACGCUUGAACAACCAUGUUUACAAGGUGUUCCGAAAAUCAACACCACUGAAUUUGAGCUUUGAUAUGUGUUGUGUCAGUUUCACAAGGGCAAUUUGGUCUGUUUUGGUGAACAUUCUCUACUUUUAAUGGCAAAACCAAGUGUUCACCACCCCACACCCCCGACCCAAAUUAUGCUGUCUCAGCAGUGUGCAGCUCAGGAUUGGAUGAGAGACUGAAGGUGACUGCUGGAGUAACUUCGGUAGUUUCUGGGGUCAUGGUUAUGUUUUAUGGUCCAGAUCUGAUACCGCUACAAUUUUAUAAAGCUCACUGGGGUGAAAGAGUUUGAAAAAAGACCCAUCAGUCAUGCUCCCAUUCUUUUAUAAUGGAGCCAUAAUCCCAGUGACGCCUCGGUUUAGAUUUGAGGAUGUUUUUUUACGCGGGUGUAGAGCUGGGCGAUGAAAAAAUGUCCAUGUCAAUGUUUAUCCACUGUGAGAAUAGUGUCAUUGUCAUUCAAAACCAAGAUUAUGGCUGAGAUUAAGUUCUUAAACACGUUUAGAGAGUCAGUGGAACACAGUUCAUUACAGUGAACAUCAUUUAUAUUAUUUUUUAUGUGAUUAUUUUCUAAUAUUAAUAGAUUAUCAUGAAAAUAUUUUCAUUAAUAUUGUGACAAUUAUUUCAACAGAAUCGCCCAGCCCUAUGUUGAUGCUAUCUUUGAAAUGCACUUGUCAGUGUUCAUUACUACUGAUUAUGUGCCAUAAAAGCAACAUAAUGGAUUCCUAAAUUGCUCGGUGCUCCCCUUGGACAUGAUUGGAUCAGAGACUGGUUGGGUUUCGUCACUACCUUGGAGCAAUUAUUUGUUCUCAUGUCUGAUGAAAAGAAAACUAUAUAUUUCAAUCAAAGUAAUGUGCAGCAAUGUGACUUUCUAUGCUGUCCGGGAUAGAUGAAAUACAAAGGGAAGAGGGCUUUCUCUUAAAAUAAAAAAAACUAGCUUUGUAAGAUCAAGUAUCACAGCAAAAAUGUAUUAUACUGUAAAUCAGUAUGCAUGUUGUUGUUUAGAUUUUCAUGUCUUUGAAAGACAGGGAAAUCAGUUUAAUCUUUCUUUGUGGUGGCACAGCCUUGGUUUAAAUGUAGGUAUGUAUGUACUACUUUCACAUAUUUGACUGUCCAGUUUAUACUGUAAUAGCCAUUUUUCUAGUUUCUACCAGCUAUUAAUCAAAUCAGAGUGCAGGAGAGGGCAUUUUCAUAAAUAUGCAAAUACAAGGUCACAUCUUCAUCAUCUCUGUUUCACGUCGUAAAGGGUACAGUCUUUAGGCCUCACUGUGGAUAGUUCAAAUUGACAUUGAAUACAAUAUAUUGUGUGUUUUAGGUUUUUAUUCAAUGUUCUCACUGCCUCAUAGUCCUGUAUAAACUGCUGUAUAAUGUAUGCUACACUUAUCCUCGUGAGUCAGUUUAUGUCUUUGAUAUUCUCAGCACAUUGACAUUCGACCAAUGGACCAUGUCCUCACCAUUGUCUAUUAGCGUCAUGGUCCUUUUGAAACCAGCAUAGACCACUUCAUCUUAACAAAUCUCUAAUAAUUGUGCCAUUCCAACAUCUUUUCAUGGCUUGGUAAAGGGAACUCGUUUGAAAGACCUUUUAUCAACACUUUUGAAGUUUACAUUAUUAUACUGUACAUCUGUAAUGAGUUUCAUGUUUUUGAAAGUUGCUUUUGAGAUUUGUUUUUACCAAAACAUGUUUUUACCUUGUAGAUUGUAUAGAGAUAAAACUAAACACAGAAAUGUAAACCUUGGCAUGCUGCUUAGAAAAAGGAGAACGAAAACAGCAAUAGUCGCCAACUGAAUGGAUAUUUAAAAAUGCAAAUAACAAGUUUAAUCUGUUUAAUCUAAAAAAAAAUAUAUAUCCAUAUAUGUUUAUGCAAUAAAACCUUGUUUUGAUAGAAA
This is a messenger RNA of Cottoperca gobio, 4775 nucleotides long. It is a transcript of the gene caln2, whose product is annotated as calneuron 2. The record is from RefSeq and is a predicted model, not a curated record. Gene Ontology annotation, cellular component: trans-Golgi network membrane. NCBI's taxonomy places the organism in Eukaryota, Metazoa, Chordata, Actinopteri, Perciformes, Bovichtidae. Gene Ontology annotation, molecular function: calcium ion binding. The coding region runs from base 779 to 1432 and encodes 217 amino acids. The transcript has 6 exons.